This is a messenger RNA of Corticium candelabrum, 993 nucleotides long. RefSeq lists its product as uncharacterized. The transcript has a single exon. NCBI's taxonomy places the organism in Eukaryota, Metazoa, Porifera, Homoscleromorpha, Homosclerophorida, Plakinidae. Bases 11 to 928 code for a protein of 305 amino acids. The record is from RefSeq and is a predicted model, not a curated record.
UUCGUCUGCUAUGUCUCCACUUGUUGCGUCUGUCAAUACUCCUGAGCAGGCCGAUAGCAAAGUAUUGGAAUCCUCCAUAGAGAUGUCUUCUUCAUAUCCAAUGUCUCUGCCAUCUAUGUCAGUACAAGAACCUGCUGCAAAUUACUCGAAUGACACAGGCAGUAAUGAACAGCCUCCAUUGUUAAAUCAAACAUGUCAACAGUUGCUGUACACCAGCAACAGUAAAGUCAAAGUAAGUACUACUCCUGAGUCAAGAGUCAAGUGUGAUGUGUGCUUUCUUGAACUACUGUCAAAGAACUUAGCACGCCACAAAAGGACUGUUCACUCUAAAGCCAGCAAGCACAUCGAUCAAGACAGGCAUCACCGUGCAGUUUGCGUUGAUGCCAGUAGAGGCUUGUAUCUUGUCAGUCAAACCUUGAGAGGUGUUGCCCAUCCAAUACAUGUGCAGAAAAUUACACUGCCCGGAAACUCGGCAUCUAUUUGUGAGCUUAGUAAGUGUCUUGAUGUCAAGAAAACAGCAGCUCGAAGCUUCAGACCUUCAUUCGAAUGUGAUCCUGUUCAAUCAGUUUGCUAUGCUGAGAGCUAUCUCCCCAAUGUUAAACUAAGAGAUGAUAGUCUUGAUUGUCUUGUGAAACGGCAUCUCAGAGAACAUAGUAUAGCGCCUGGAGACUGCUGGCUUAGCAUUGAUCCCUGGGUAGCUUUGUGGUUGGACUACAGAAGUUUUAACAAUAUGCCUCCUUUGAAAACAGCUGGUGAUUUUGUUUUGGUGAGCAUUGACCAACACAUACAGCAGAGGGACUUUACUUCAAGCACCACAACCUUUGACAUAUGUCUACUACCAGCAAUUGAUUUGUUCAAAUUCUGGAGCACAUACAAGUGCAAGGAACCACGCCCAAACACUGUCCAUAGGAAUGGAAAGAAUACCUAGCUCUUGACAGGUCUAUAGUAGAUGACCUGUGUGUAUGGAUACGUGAAAUGAGAGAGCAGUUUGAG